AUGUGCCACUGCGUCCAGCUUAAAAGGAAUGGCUACAGCUACAGGGUGGUGUUGGGAAAGCACAGUGUGUCCACAACCGAGCCGGGGGAGAUCACCCCUCCAUUGAGCUUGGCCGUCUGGCAUACCUACUGGAAUCCCAGCAUCCCAGCAAAUGGGUACGACAUCGCCAUGUUCAAGAUUGCAUCGCCCGUGACUCUCACAAGCAAGGUGCGCCUCGCCUGCCUGCCCACCGCCAACCAGAUCCUGCCCAACAACUACCCGUGCUACGUCACGGGAUGGGGUUCUCUCGACACCAGCGGCUCCUUCCCCAGCGCGCUGCAGCAGGCCAGCCUGCCCGUGGUGGACUACGCGACGUGCAGCCAGCCCAGCUGGUGGGGGAGCAGCCUGAGGAGCAGCGUCAUCUGUGCAGGGGGCAGCACACGCUCUGCGUGCUCUGGUGAUGGAGGUGGCCCACUGAACUGCCAGCAGUCAGACAAUGCCUGGGUGGUGCAGGGAAUCACCAGCUACGUCUCAUCUCUGGGCUGCAACACAAUCCGCAAGCCCACCGUGUUCACCCGUGUGUCAGCCUACAACAGUUGGAUCAGCAACUAUAAGUGA
Molecule: messenger RNA, 597 nt
Organism: Lethenteron reissneri (Far Eastern brook lamprey)
Lineage: Eukaryota; Metazoa; Chordata; Hyperoartia; Petromyzontiformes; Petromyzontidae
Product: chymotrypsin-like elastase family member 2A
Biological process (GO): proteolysis
Molecular function (GO): serine-type endopeptidase activity
Source: RefSeq, a predicted model, not a curated record